This is a messenger RNA of Hypomesus transpacificus, 2204 nucleotides long. RefSeq names its product mycbp associated protein. Lineage: Eukaryota; Metazoa; Chordata; Actinopteri; Osmeriformes; Osmeridae. The annotation marks the transcript as partial. The transcript is spliced from 16 exons. The record is from RefSeq and is a predicted model, not a curated record.
UUUGGAUGGUAUUUAGAUAAGACAACUAAAAACUGGUUAAUUACUAAACCAGCUAAUUAUUUUUAGUUUUGUCGCCACCGAAUCCACUGUUCCCACCAGGAACUUCAGCUGAGUAGCUGCAGGACACUGUCCGUUACCCACCACUUGCUUUUUGUUUUUGUAAAGAGGCCCAACAAAACCUUUAUCAUAACGAACAUGGCAAGUCUAAGUAAAUCUCAAGGCAAGACUGCAAAAAAGGAGGCGAGGCCCCGAAGCCCACCAGAGAAGAAGACCCUGAAGGCUUCAGAGGAGAUGUCGUGUGUCAGUGAGCAGCAUGCUCCCAGCCCCCCUCUUAAAGGGGAGGACAUCCAGGCCCUGGCCAUUCGCUCUGAGGACUUGAAGAAGCUGCGGGAGCCCCAGCCCCCCAGUGGCCAGCAGAAGCCGGCGGCGAUGAUGCGUGUCCUGGUGCGUAAGCCACGCCCCCCCGAGGAGAGCAGGAAGGGACAGAGAGUGGUGGUGGUGGCCCGCCCCCUCGCUCAGGCCUCCACCAAUCAGCCGCUGGACUACACAGGUCCUGGAGGUCCUCGGUUCGAUGCCCAGGGAAUGGUCCUGCCCCACAGCAUUCUGGGUAGUCUGGAGGACUUCAGAAGAGAGAUGGAGGCCAGGGGAGAGACAGAGUUGCUGAGUCGUAUCCCAGACACCCAGAGAAGACGCCCCCAGGUGGUGGGAGGUCAGAAGGGAGCCGGAGUCCAGAGCCACGCCCUGCAGCACUGGCACAGCCACAUGAGGCAGCGCAGACGCCAGCAGGACUUCAUUUCUAAUCUUCUCCAGAAGCCAGUGGAGGGCUUGUUGAUGAACCAGAGUAACAGCUUCAGGCAGACCCAGGAACAGAGAGAGCUGCUGUCCCGAACGCUGCCUGCCAUCCACCCAGGACAUGGCCAGCGUGUGGGCAGUGAGUUCUGGAGUCUUCCUGAGCAGUUUGGGGAGGAGCUGAGUGGCGUCAGGGCCACUCUGACCCAGAGCCAGAGAGGACGACAGCAGCCUCUCACACAUGGAGCACAGCCUGCCAGCAUCCGGCACGAGUCAGGGAACAUUCCCGUGGAGGUGUGUGAUGGAGCCAGGCGUACCUGGGACCAUAGUGUGUACCUGAAACACUGCAGACAGGAGCUACGAGACGUCCUCAAACACCUGGACGUUAGCCAGCCUGAAAUGGAUGGGUUGGAGGUUAUUGGCUCUGGACAGCCCUUCACGUCUGUCACAGUGGAGCGGAGCCCCCUAUUGGAGGAGGAGGAGAGGGGGGAGGAGCUAAAGGAGACAGAACAGAAGGAGAACCAUGACCCACUUGCCCAGUUUGAUGAUGUCAUGCUGGUUCCGGUGCUGGUUCCUUCUCUGAGAUUCUGCGGCCAGCGAGCCCGCUGGACUGGAAACGGCACCUCUCACAAGGGUGAGGUUGGCCUCAGUGCCCGGGUGCUGUUGGAGGCGUUGGAGGGAGAGAGCGUGUCUUCUGACCUGCAGAUCCACAACGAGGGCAGCACGGCCAUCUACUACAGCUGGCAGCGCCUGCCUCGACCCUGCAGCUUCCCACACACACACACACAGACACACACACAGCACUUCUACUUCAACACCUCCACAGGAGUGAUUCUGCCAGGUGAGACCCAGAGGGUGGAGUUCAUCUUCAAGUCGGAGCGUGCGGGCGUGCUGGGCGAGGCGUGGCGCUUCAACACCCACCCGGUCCUGAUGGGCGGAGCCUCGCUGCAGGUCAUCCUGCGCGGCGUGGCCCUCUGCCAAGACCGCACCGCCGACCAGCGGCUCGCCAUCCAGAGGGAGCUGGAGCAGAGGGUGGCUGUGACGGUGUGUCGCUCGUUGGUGUGUGACGUGUUACGAGGGGUCCGCACCCCAGAGAGACCCGGCUCUCCUGCUGAGCUCUACACCACAGAAGAAGAACACUUCCUCUCCAGCAACCCUCGGUUGCAGUACCAGUAUGAGACUGUGGAGGCGCUCAAGGCUCUGUGGCAGCAAGUAGCUGCAGCAGGAGAACCCUGGGACCUCUCAGUCACCACGCUCCGGCAGGUGGUGCUGGCCCUGCCCCAGGGGGAGGAGGGCCCCGAGGUAGCCCAGGACGGCCUCACCAGAGAGGGGGCGCUGGAACACUACAACUCCCUGCUUCUGCAGCUCGCUAGGCCGCAGCACACGGGCAGACCUUUGCCUCAGACUUCUGGAGG